Messenger RNA from Fomitiporia mediterranea MF3/22, 192 nucleotides. RefSeq lists its product as uncharacterized. The record is from RefSeq and is a predicted model, not a curated record. The transcript has 2 exons. NCBI's taxonomy places the organism in Eukaryota, Fungi, Basidiomycota, Agaricomycetes, Hymenochaetales, Hymenochaetaceae. Bases 1 to 192 code for a protein of 63 amino acids.
AUGCCGAACGACUCCUUCAAUAACUCCAUGCAUCCGCAUACUUCUUCCCACUCUGCAUCGCAAGCAAUAAUCGACGAGCACAUGCUCGCGACAAUGUCCAUGUACGACCACUCCUAUGGUACCACCCUCUCUCCGAUGCUGUCCACCCUGCUUGUAUUUACAUUCCUCAGUGCCGUCCAUGACACCAUUUAG